This is a messenger RNA of Vigna angularis (adzuki bean), 1135 nucleotides long. Its product is annotated as glutathione S-transferase F10. NCBI's taxonomy places the organism in Eukaryota, Viridiplantae, Streptophyta, Magnoliopsida, Fabales, Fabaceae. Bases 75 to 722 code for a protein of 215 amino acids. The record is from RefSeq and is a predicted model, not a curated record. Gene Ontology annotation, molecular function: glutathione binding; glutathione transferase activity. The transcript has 3 exons. Gene Ontology annotation, cellular component: cytoplasm.
AAAGAUAAAACAAUGAGUGAACAGCAUGAAACCACAAGUUGACUGACAUACACAAACAAAAUUUGGAGAGAAAAAUGGUGGUGAAGGUGUACGGUCCAAUUUAUGGAUGCCUCAAAAGGGUGGUUGUGUGUCUGAUUGAGAAGGAAAUUGAGUUUGAAGGAGUGCAUGUUGAUCUCUUCAAGGGAGAGAAUAAGGAACCCGAGUUCCUUAAGUUGCAGCCAUUUGGAUCACUUCCUGUUAUUCAAGAUGGUGAUUAUACUCUCUAUGAAUCUCGUGCAAUAAUCAGAUACUUUGCAGAGAAGUAUAAAGACCAAGGAACUGACUUGUUGGGAAAGACAAUAGAAGAAAAGGGUCUUGUGGAACAAUGGCUUGAAGUGGAAGCUCAUAACUUUCAUCCACCAAUCUACGACUUGGUUAUCAAUCUUCUGUUUGCCCCAUUAAUGGGUGAUCCCUCGGACCAAAAGGUGAUAGAAGAGAGUGAUAAAAAGCUUGAGAAGGUGCUUGAUGUUUACGAGGAGAGGCUCUCGAAAAGCAAGUACUUGGCUGGUGAGUUCUUCAGCCUUGCUGAUCUUAGCCAUCUCCCAUUUGGUCAUUAUUUAGUGAACCAAACUGGAAGAGGGAAUUUGGUGAGAGAGAGGAAGCAUGUGAGUGCUUGGUGGGAUGAUAUCAGCAACAGACCAUCUUGGAAGAAGGUUCUUCAGUUAUACAAAUACGCUGUCUAGAUGCUUAAUUAGCUCUAUCCCUAUUUCCAUUGUGGUUGAGGAGCCUUCAGUGUUUUCUAAUACCUGCUUGAGAAUAAAGGAGAAGUAUCUGCAAGAUGUGGACCUGUGGUUGGUUCUUGGAUUUAGACCUUUUCCUCUUGAAUAAUAACACAAGUUAUGAAUAUGGAGUAGUAUUAUUACUUGAUGUGUUCCUUGUCUUGUGUUGAAAAGUAAAUAAUUUUUAUUUACAUCUGAUAAGUUUGGAUCUUGACACUGGUACAAGAAUUAUCAUAUCCAAACUGAGUUGAGGACAUGGUACAAGGAUGAGUUCUUAGAAAGUUGUGCUUCCCAAGUGUUCUCAGGACAACCUCUGUUUUGGGAGACAAGUUAUUAUAUAUUUAACCUGUGAAAUAUUGAUUAAUGCUUUACCUAAA